Erpetoichthys calabaricus (reedfish) is the source of this 2038-nucleotide messenger RNA. RefSeq names its product inhibitor of growth family, member 4 (gene ing4). The record is from RefSeq and is a predicted model, not a curated record. Gene Ontology annotation, cellular component: nucleus. Lineage: Eukaryota; Metazoa; Chordata; Cladistia; Polypteriformes; Polypteridae. The coding region runs from base 58 to 870 and encodes 270 amino acids. Gene Ontology annotation, biological process: positive regulation of apoptotic process; regulation of DNA-templated transcription. The transcript is spliced from 9 exons.
GUUCCGCCUCUACACGUAGAGACGGCGGAAGUGGCUUUGUAUUUUGAUGAAAUCAAGAUGGCGGCUGGCAUGUAUUUAGAGCAUUAUUUGGACAGUAUUGAAAAUUUGCCUUUUGAACUUCAAAGGAAUUUUCAGCUUAUGAGAGAUUUAGACCAGAGAACAGAAGACUUGAAAAGUGAAAUUGAUUCUUUGGCAACUGAAUACACUACAAAUGCUCGAACCCUGUCCUCGGAGCAAAAACUUUCCCUAUUGCGACAAAUUCAGGAGGCAUAUGCCAAAUGCAAGGAGUUUGGUGAUGACAAAGUACAGCUGGCAAUGCAAACUUAUGAGAUGGUUGACAAACACAUCCGUCGACUGGACACAGACCUUGCACGAUUUGAAGCUGACCUGAAGGAAAAACAGAUUGAAUCAAGUGAUUAUGAUUCUUCCUCAAGUAAAGGCAAAAAGACAGGGAAGAAAUGCUCCGAGGUGUACUGUGGUGGUGAUCUUGUGGGGGCUGCUGUACCAGCAGAGGCUAGAGGUCAAAAGGAGAAGAAAGUGGCCCGGACACGGUCAAAAAUCAAGAAUUCAGAUGAGGACAGCAGUCCAAAAAAUGGACAAAAGAAGCUGAAGCUGGUUCAUACAACUGAGUACAGUGCUCCUGCUGUGAAUUUUGGAACAGUUCAUCCUUCAGAUGUGUUAGAUAUGCCAGUGGAUCCUAAUGAACCAACAUACUGUCUUUGUCAUCAAGUGUCCUAUGGAGAAAUGAUUGGCUGUGACAACCCUGAUUGCUCCAUUGAAUGGUUCCACUUUGCUUGUGUUGGAUUAACCACUAAACCACGAGGCAAAUGGUAUUGUCCCCGGUGUUCACAGGAACGCAAGAAGAAAUAGACCAACAGGUGGUCCACAUUCAACGCAUGGGUUAUUCAUCACUAUGUACUGUGAUAAUCGUACUAAAGAAUGAGCCACACAUUUUGUAACUGGCUUAGGAAUUGAAGCAUGGGCCCCUAAAUGUUUGACUGUUUAGGCUUCUGGCCAAGUAAUGAUGCUUAUUUUCUACACAUCAUUAUUAGGUUUUCCUGAUUUAGACUGAAGUAGCAUAAAGUGUCCUACUAAAGCACUAAACAUUCAACCUGAGCUAGAGGCUGGAGUUAGGAAUCAUUACAAUGUGCUGAAAGUAAAAUCUGAACCUCUCCGGGUUCAGGCAGAAAUCCAACCUUUGGCACAGAGGUAAAAAGAAUUUUCUUAAAUGGUGUUUAUCGAUUUUUCUUUAUUGACAAUAGGAUACAGUACUUCCUAACUUAAUUUUUAUCAAGCGAUGCUGCAUUUUCAUCUCAAGUUUUUUUUUUUAAUGUGGGAAGCAUUAAGUAGUAUUAAAUGUCAGCUGUUCCCCUAUAUUGUUAGCAGUCUUGCACACUGUGCACUGCAAGUCCUUUUGAGUUCUGUUUGAAGGCAGUGGCUUUGGGGGGGUUGUUUCCCCUUUUGUACAGCAUUAAUUCUAAACUGUCUAUCUUCUGUGCAGCUUACUGUCAGUCAGACUCCUAAUUACCCCACAAUUAUAUGGAUGUCCCUGAAUUAUUACAAGCUAUAUUGUAACAAAAUAUUUUACUAAAAAUGGCCUAAUGCAUGAUUUGGGCACAUUUAUCCAUUCACCAGCAGUAGAAUAAUGAAUUUAGGAGGAGAGAAGACAAAGGUAAACUGUAUAUAUCUUGUGAGAAAAUGGUUAAACUCAAGAUUUAUCACUAUAUAUAACUGUUCUGGUAUCCCUGUUAGAUAGAAUGUCCCACUUGGAGAGAACGGUUUACCUGAUAUCAUGUUGACUCUACAUAAACUUUUCCUGUCCUGGAACCAAAGGGUUUCUGGAGUCAACUCCAUUUUACUCAAACACUGUACGGUGCAUCCAAUUUAUGUGCAAGUAUUAUUUGGAAUAUUUUUUUUUAUGUGUAUUCUUAUUUGACUCAGUUGGUGCUUAAACAUUUCAGUUUACUGUCUUUUUAAACAAUGUACAAUGCUAACACACUUUUGUAAAAAUAAACUAAUAAAACAGUAAAAAUACUAA